This is a messenger RNA of Dermacentor andersoni, 714 nucleotides long. RefSeq lists its product as uncharacterized. Lineage: Eukaryota; Metazoa; Arthropoda; Arachnida; Ixodida; Ixodidae. The record is from RefSeq and is a predicted model, not a curated record.
CGCCGAGUUAUUGCACGCUACCUCUCCUAUCGUACUAUCAUGAAGUGCUCCGUAAUUUGCCUCCUGUUCAUCGCCGCGCUGCACGGCGUACUUGGCGUAUUCGUGGGCAGCCUGCUCCUGCCGCUCGGUGGCAUCGCGUCUACGGCGAAUGCAAUCCUCGGCUUCAAGAUCUCCAUGGCCGCUUCUGCGUUGUCCAUGCUCAGCAAGGGCUUCAAGGGUACUUUCAACCUCAGGGCCGGCACGGACAUCGUGGGCUCCCCGUCCGACGAGCUGAGCGCACGCAGUGCUCUUUUGGCGCCAGGCAUGACAACCACCACCACCGAGCCGACGGUAGUGAGGGUCCCGAUUUCAGCGCUUCAAGACAUCUUCAAGAUCAACAACGAGCAGCAGCAACAGGCGAACUUGCUGUUCGGCUUCUUGAAGGAGAUGGACGACCACGGUUGCGUGUCCCGCAUGGUGUGCGAGAGCGCCGCCGACGCACUGCGGCUCGGCCAGGUGGGCAACGCGACCGCGCAUUUGUUCAACACCGACGUGGCGGUCCUCGCGGGUCCCGCCUCGGUGUUCGUGUCCGCCGCGAAGACGGGCCGCUCGCAGGGCCUGGCUGGAUGCGCCCGGGCUUUUCCCGAGUGCACCGCCGACCUCCCUCACAUCCUCGGCAUGGCCGGAUUGACGUAGCCGCCAGACAUCUGCUAAUAAACCUUUUAUCUUCUUUUA